AGCAGUAUGGAGCUAAGCCUGUAUGGUUCGCAGAUCAGCCUAGCAACGCGCGAAAAGCCGAACAACACAAACCAAAGGGAGCGCCCCGGGUCGGCACUGCAGCAGCACAGCACCAACCGGCCAUACUCGGGGCCCGGACCCCACGCCAUCCGGCGUCCGCUUUCGGCCGACAGCACACAGUACGCGCGCCACCGGAAGCGCCCGUCGUCCUGCGGGAGCCCGAGUACCGGUAGCCGACUGACCUCCCCGUUCCACCAGCUCUCGAAGCGAAGCACCUCUUCGUCGAGUUUGCUGUUGAAACAUUUGCUCACCGAACCGACCUCACGCUACUGGGAAUCGAAAGUGCCCCCGAAGCUGGGUGGCCACGGACCGCCAGCAAACGCGGAACGUGUUGGCCAACUCCGCCGUCAGCAAACGCAAUCGUCCCUCAACUCCAAAAGCAAACCCCGCAAACGAUCGACGAGCGGUGGCGGUAGUAGCAAGCGGCCCCAGAAGCCAGACGAUCAUCGGAGUCGGCGGGCUAGACGUAGAAACAGUUCCGAGGAGGAGGAAGAGGAGGACGAGGAGGAACGAGAAAGCAGCAUGGACGAGAUGGACGAUACACAGGAGUCGAACAACGAGGCCGAACUGGAGGGCAUAUGGCGGGGUAAGCCGGCCGAGCGGGCGGCCGACAAGAAACGGUCAGCUCCGUUGCCGAUGGUCGCGGUACCGCUGCACCGGAAGCAAGGAUCGGGCACGGGAGCGAAGAAGAACAACAACGUGUCGCCGGAGAAGAAGGCCCGAAAGAUGGAUCUACCCGGCCGGGUCAGCUUCAGCUCGAACGAUCCGUACGAGAUCGAUUACAGUGACUUCGAGGAGAACGAAUUUCACAGUCUGCGGGCGAUGACGGUCCGGUUUGGUGGCGUUAAGUUUGAGGAUGACCUGACGACCAGUACGUCGGGCUACGACACAAAGUGUGACGAUGGUAAGGGAGCUCUGGCCAAGCAUGGCCAAGCGAGCCCACCGUCUUCCCAGGCCGUCUGUGGUGUGAGCGAAUCGAACCGAAUCAUCGAAGACUACAAGAAGGAAAUCGAGGACCUUAACCGACGGCACGAUAUGGAGCUACGGUUGGCGGUACACCGUCCCCCGGACGAGGACGACGCCGGAGUGCUGCUGAGUUCCGGAGCGAAACCGUACGAUCCGAAGUGUUUCACACCCUCGGAGACGCCCGAAGAUAUGUUCACGUCUUCCACGAAGGCCGCCGAGAGUACGACCGAAGACACGGACGUGGAGCUGGACCGGUCCUGUGACCGACGGCCAGCUAGACUGCUGGAGAAGAACGUCAUCAACGAGUACUACGAGUGUAUCAACGAGAUCAUCACCGAACAGUCGCCUUCGCGGCGCCCACAACGGACGCACCCGACAGACCCGACGCCACCGGAUGCCAAGGAGGUGGCCUCCAUUCAGCGCAACCUAAACAACGAAUCCUGCGCCAAGACCGGCCCCAAGGAGAAACAGUUCGGCGGUUCGUCAUCCUCCUCCGGAGGGUCACCGGGCGGCAAGUCGGGAAAGUCGGGCACGGGCGACAAAAACCGGCUGGACUCCGGCGCAAACCCGGUGAUCAAGAAUUACUUCAAGGUGAAGGAACAAAACAUUGUAUCCGAUAGCAGGAGCAGCUUGGCGAGUGGCAGCGCCGGCAGCAGCAAGUCCAUCGGGGGGCAGCCCAAAAAUGUGCUGCUUUCGAAAAGGAAUGCGAAAGAAAAGCCCAAGUCCGCCGACACGCACAAGUCCAUUCUGCGUAACGCCAAGAAGCAGAACAACGGUGCCAAUGGGACCGGCGGUGGCUCGCGGAAGUACUCCGUCGGUCUGUGUCGUGAGGAUAGCAACAUUUCCGAGUUUCACAUGGACAAAGUCGUCAGCUGGAUGUCCUGCAACGAGGACACGUUUCCGGUGAACACUGAUGUGACGGCCACGCUGGACGAGGGCCGCGACGAGCUGCCGCGUAAGAGUGCCACAAGGAUCAACAGUUCUCCGGUGACCACAGACACCACCGCCGAUACGUCCGAACGUCCACCACCGGCGUACAGUGCCACGUUUGCGGACGCCAACCGAGAUCCGGAGCGUCACGAGCAGGCCACUAUCAGUAGUGUGCAGUCGAACUUUGACGAGGAUUCGGUUGUCAGCAGCAGUGCCAAACAAAAGUCUGAUUUUCAAGCACUCAAGCACGAAGUCGAGUAUCGGCUGAGCAACAUUCUGGACUGCACCGACUCGCAGGCCAGCUCGGGCUGCGAAGGGGACCCCGCGGGCCAGCAGAAGAGCAAAGCAAAGGAUCUGUUCUCGUACCUCGACCAGGUGGAGCGAAAGUGCGGAAAGGUGGUCUACAAAGGCACCACCGGCAGCAGUGCGCUCGGACCCUCGGAUUCGGAGCGCUCGGAGAUGGAGUUUGCGGCCGAGCCGGACUACAUCGAGGCGGUGCCCAAAAUGACCGACCUUUUGGAGCUUCCACCGCAUCAGCUUGCCCGACGGGUGAUCAAACUGUCGCUCCGUGCCAACGAGCUUAGCAACGCGAUGCAACUGUCCAAGGAUCACAUCGCCAACGUCAAGGCGGACAAGGUGAAGGCAAUACGGACCGAAAAGUGUGCCCUGCAGGGGAAACUGAAAGAGCAGAAGAAGCACUACGAGGACAUUAUCGGCCGACACCAGGAGUUUAUCGAUCAGCUGAUCAAGGAUAAGUCCGGGCUGUGCGAGAAGGUAACGCAGCUGACGCGCCGGCUCGACUCGCAGAACCAAAGCUGGGAGCACCGGCUGAAGACGGAACUGGAGCGGGCCCGGGACACGGCGCUGGCGGCGGAAAAGAUUCGCCGCGAGAAGUGGGUCCGGGAGAACACGAAGAAAAUCAAAGAGCUCACCGUGAAGGGGCUCGAGCUGGAGAUCAACAAAAUGACCGCCACGCACCAGAAGGAGAUUGCCGAGCUGAAGCGCCAGCACAAGGACGAGCUGGUGUGUGCGCUCGGCGAGCUGAAGCUUCAGUACGAACAGAACGAGGCGGACGUUCGGGCAGGGUUGGUGAAGGAACGCGAGACGAUCCUCGAGCGCGAACGUCAGGCUCUGCUCGAACGCUUCGACCGGCAGGUCACGGAAGAGCGGACCAUUUUCGAGCAGCAACGCCAGCACCUGCUCAGCGAGUUCGACCUCGAGAAGGAACGGCUCCAGAAGGAGGCCGCCCGGAAGGCCCAGUACGCCGAGGCUCAGCUGGAGGAGCUGAAGCGCGAGAACAGCAAAAACCUGGACUUUGCCCAGAAGGAGUACGUGCAAAUGCUGAAGCAGCGCGAAACGAAACACCAGGACGAGCUGACCAAGUUGCAGAAGCAUUUCGAGUCGGACUUUGCCAUCUGGAAGCGGGAACACGAGCGAAAGUCGAAGGGCGAGCUGGAGGAGCGUGAAAACGCUAUCCGGGGCCAGUGCCGGGACGAGCGCAACCAGCAGAUCGAUCUGAUCGUGGCGAAAGUGACGGCGGAAACCCAAAAACAGGAGCAAGAGUUUGACACUAGAAUGAGCCGGCUGAAGGAGAAACACGAAGCGGAACAGAAAGAGGCGGAAGCUGCCGAAGCGUUGCUGAAGCAAAAGUAUCAGGACUCGCGGGUGAAGCUAGCCGAGGCGGAAGCGACGAUUCAGAACAUGAAGGCAUCGGCCAAGCAAACCGAUCUCCAGCUGAGCCACGCCAAGAAGCUGUGCGACGAUCUGCUGCGCGAGAAGGAAACGAUGCGCGACGAAGCGCGCCGUGAGGUGCAGAAGGACAUGAGCAAUAUGCAGCGCGACAGGGAGCGUGAAAUCGAACGAAUUUACUGCAGAGUUCAGCAAGCGAUCGACAAGAAGGAUGCCACCAUAUCGGCGCUCCAGAAGGAGAUCGCUGGGCUGAAGGAACGAUGCCUGAAGCAGGACGCCAUCAUUCGCCAGCAGCGCAUAGACUAUUGUAUAAAGUAG
Anopheles cruzii is the source of this 3963-nucleotide messenger RNA. It is a transcript of the gene dila, whose product is annotated as centrosomal protein of 131 kDa. Gene Ontology annotation, cellular component: centriolar satellite. The record is from RefSeq and is a predicted model, not a curated record. Bases 7 to 3963 code for a protein of 1318 amino acids. The transcript is spliced from 7 exons. Gene Ontology annotation, biological process: regulation of centrosome duplication; cilium assembly; intraciliary transport involved in cilium assembly. NCBI's taxonomy places the organism in Eukaryota, Metazoa, Arthropoda, Insecta, Diptera, Culicidae.